Molecule: messenger RNA, 2080 nt
Organism: Gracilinanus agilis (Agile Gracile Mouse Opossum)
Lineage: Eukaryota; Metazoa; Chordata; Mammalia; Didelphimorphia; Didelphidae
Gene: ARHGAP8
Product: Rho GTPase activating protein 8
Exons: 13
Coding region: 156-1436 (426 amino acids)
Biological process (GO): small GTPase-mediated signal transduction; negative regulation of endocytic recycling
Cellular component (GO): cytoplasm
Molecular function (GO): GTPase activator activity
Source: RefSeq, a predicted model, not a curated record
GCGCUCCUCGUUUCCUGCCCCCCAGGGCGCUCAGGGCCGGCCUGGGAUCCCUACCGGAGGGCCAGAGCUGUCUGAUGAGAGGCGAUCUGGUGACCAAGAGGGACCCUUGAGCUCCACUCCCAGCCUCCAAGCUGGAUUUGGCUCCUGCUGCAAACAUGGCGGGGACUGACUUGGAAGAGUUAGCAGAGAUCGAAUUACAGAAAGACGAAGAGGAAGCCACCACAUUGGGAGUGCCAAGGAUGUCACUUGUGCCUGCUUCAGCCUGUGAAGACUCAGCCCUGGGCAUGGACCAUCCAUACUAUGAUGUGGCCAGGCAUGGAAUCAUCCAGUUAGCAGGGGAUGACAACUCGGGAAGGCGAGUCAUCACGUUCAGCUGCUGCCGAAUGCCCCCCUCUCACGAGCUCAACCACAGCCGCCUCUUGGGGUACCUGAAAUACACCCUUGACCAGUAUGUGGAGAACGACUAUACCAUCGUCUACUUCCACUAUGGGUUGACGAGCCGAAACAAACCAUCUUUGAGCUGGCUUCAAAGUGCCUACAAAGAAUUUGGCCGGAAGUACAAGAAAAACUUGAAGGCCCUCUAUGUGGUGCAUCCCACCAACUUCAUUAAAAUUCUGUGGACCAUUUUCAAGCCCCUCAUCAGCCACAAGUUUGGGAAAAAGGUGACCUAUUUCAACUACUUAAGCGAGUUAAGAGAGCAUCUCAACUAUGACCAACUGAUGAUUCCUCCUGAGGUUAUUCGACAUGAUGAGAAGUUACAGAACAUGAGACUGGGCCGCCCACCACCCUUGGUGAAGAUGCCGCCACCCCGCCCUCCACUGCCCACCCAACAGUUUGGUGUCAGCCUAAAAUACAUCAGAGACAAAAAUAAAGGUGAACUCAUCCCACCGGUCAUGAAGGAGACAGUGACCUACCUGAAGGCCAAAGGCCUCCACUCCGAGGGCCUUUUCCGACGGUCAGCCAGUGUCCAGACCAUCAAAGAGAUCCAGAGACUGUAUAACCAAGGAAAGGCCGUGAAUUUUGAUGACUACGGCGAUAUCCAUAUCCCAGCGGUCAUCCUGAAGACAUUCCUCCGAGAGCUUCCUCAGCCGCUGCUCACCUUUGAAGCCUAUGAACAGAUCCUGGCAAUCACCAGCGUAGAGAGCAGCCUGCGGGUGACUCGCUGCAAGGAGAUUGUUGGGAGCCUUCCGGAACACAACUAUGCCAUUCUUAAAUACCUUAUGGACUUCCUACACACGGUUUCCCAAGAGUGCAUCUUUAACAAAAUGACAAGCUCCAACCUGGCCUGUGUCUUUGGGCUGAACUUAAUCUGGCCGUCCAGCGGAGCCUCUUCCCUCAAUGCCCUGGUGCCUCUCAACCUGUUCACAGAACUGAUGAUUGAUUUCUAUGACAACAUCUUCAGCUCUCGGGAGGUGCCUUGUGGGAUCUCGCCAUAGGCUGCCUCCGCCAGGAAAUGCUCGGACUCGGUGGUCUCCAAGCUCCCUCCUGACUCCGCCAUUCUGUGGUCUGCACUUGAAAGUUCCCCCCAUCUCUGACAUUCUUUGUUCUACGUCCUGUGUUCUCUCUUCUAAGGGCCCUGCAAGCUCUGACGUUCUGUGCCGUGGGGCCUCCCUCAAUUUUAAUGUUCUAGUGCUCUGUGUUCGGACCUUCCUCUGUAGAACACUGAAUCCUCUCCCAGGUGAAAGAUCAUCAGAGCCUUCUUGAAGCAGGUGGAUUAUCCCAUGCAAAGCUAUUCGCAGCCCACCUAACACUACAAUAUCGGCCAUACUGGAAAUAUCUAUGGGAAGGUUGGGACGUAUUUCCAAACUCGAAAUGUGUUACUUCCUCAUUUUCCCCUGGAAAUGAUUGGUGGACCGUACGAAUGGGUGAACUGUAUGAUUGGGUGAACUGUAUGAAUCGUGCUGGCUUUCUGAAGCCUGUUAGAAAAAAACAAAACAACCACCAAAGAGAUUAAAUGUUUUCAGGACUAGUAUUUGUUCUCUUGGUAAAUUUUCCUAUUUCAUUACCAGAAAAUUCUCCUUGGCUGCCUUGGAAGCUGCUUUGCACUCAGGUUCUACAAUAAAUUUAGUGAUGGGUUGAC